This is a messenger RNA of Didymosphaeria variabile, 705 nucleotides long. RefSeq lists its product as uncharacterized. NCBI's taxonomy places the organism in Eukaryota, Fungi, Ascomycota, Dothideomycetes, Pleosporales, Didymosphaeriaceae. The transcript has 4 exons. The coding region runs from base 1 to 705 and encodes 234 amino acids. The record is from RefSeq and is a predicted model, not a curated record.
AUGGUCGAGGCAAUCCCCCCAGACGAACAUUCUAACUUUGAGACUUUCCGCGAGUGCUUCGGUGAACCCGUGCUGAAGGCAUUGGCAAAAUCAGUCGAGAAGCCAAGAAAGAAGAAGCGGGACGCACGCAAGAGCAAGGAUGGCAGACCCAGCAGGGCCGGGGCAGUGAAAGAGAAGGAUGCCGAGGCGAGAAUUGUCAGCACGGAGGAACAAACCACAGCAGAAGAUCUGGGCGAGUUUAUCGAUUACCUCUCAAGCGUCAUCUUUCCCUCCCUCCCCACAGAUCUCCGCACCCUCUCCUUCUCAAAAUACAAAGACAAUCCCCAGCUACAAGAUGACUACUCAACACCCCUCUCCACAUCCACCGAAUUACAGUUAAUCAAUCGGAUUCCCCCAAUGGCCAUCGACUCUCUAACCUCUUACGCUCUCCUCCCCACCCCACCCGACGCCUUCGACCUUCACCACUUCUUCACCCCCUUCUUAACAACCUACAUUACCGCCGUGACCGCUCCUCCGCCCAUCUGGUCUACUACCCGCACCGCAGCGUGCGAGCUAUGUCUGCGCGACUGGAUCCCGCUGACGUAUCAUCAUCUGAUACCGAAGAGUACGCAUGAGAGGGGGGGGGUGGAUGGUAACCCAGAGAAGAGGGAGAUUGUAGAGAGCUGGGUCAAGUGGGUGGGCGGUGUGAGGUGGAAAAGUCGGUAG